AUGCCUCAGAUGCUGGCUCACCAGAUAACAGGAAAUGGUGUUAUCUCCUUCACUCGCUGUGCAGCCCAGAUGUAUGCUACCACCUGCCUGGGAUGCACCGAAUGUGUUCUUCUAGCUGCCAUGGCCUAUGACCGCUGUUUGGCCAUUUGUAACCCCUUGGCGUAUACUGCUGUUAUGAACAGGAAACGCCAGUGGCAGCUCAUCUCAGUUUCCUGGGUAGCUGGGUUUCUUAUUGGUUCAGUCAAUGUGACCUGCACUAUUUCUGUCCUGUUUUGUGGGAGCAACCACAUCAACCACUUCUUCUGUGAGCAACCAGUUGUAUUUAAAUAUACGUGUAAAGAAACCCGCUACACAGAACCCAUUAUUUUGAUUGCGUCUACAUUGAUCCUUGUGGGUCCCUUUUCCGUUAUCCUAACCUCCUAUGGUUGCAUUCUCUACUCCGUGUUUCAAAUGCCAUCAAGAGUUGGACGGAGGAAGGCACUUUCCACUUGUACCUCCCAUUUGGUGGUGGUCACCCUUUUCUAUAGUACCCUCAUCUUUAUGUACAUGAGACCUAGUGCAGAUGCAGUUAUUGAUCGUGACAAGCAGACAGCUGUCCUUUACAUAGUGGUCACACCCAUACUCAAUCCCAUCAUUUAUAGCUUGCGGAACAAAGAGAUCCACAGGGCAGUGGGCAAGGUAUUGAGAAGGCUUUGA
Molecule: messenger RNA, 696 nt
Organism: Heteronotia binoei (common prickly gecko)
Lineage: Eukaryota; Metazoa; Chordata; Lepidosauria; Squamata; Gekkonidae
Product: olfactory receptor 10C1-like
Exons: 1
Coding region: 1-696 (231 amino acids)
Biological process (GO): G protein-coupled receptor signaling pathway
Cellular component (GO): membrane
Molecular function (GO): olfactory receptor activity; G protein-coupled receptor activity
Source: RefSeq, a predicted model, not a curated record